Molecule: messenger RNA, 443 nt
Organism: Schistocerca serialis cubense
Lineage: Eukaryota; Metazoa; Arthropoda; Insecta; Orthoptera; Acrididae
Exons: 3
Coding region: 11-427 (138 amino acids)
Source: RefSeq, a predicted model, not a curated record
GAACCAAAAGAUGGGAUACCAGUUGGCAUAUACUUGUUUACUGAAGAAAAUUGUGCUUGCCCUCCAAGCAUUACAUAGAUUAAGAAAGGCGUUUCCUCAACACUCUCCAAACAGUUGGCUUUGGAAUUCCCAGGUCAUGACUGGCACAAGACAUUUACUUUUGUGGACUUCUGAGGAAUGUUUCCAUGAGCUGUUCAAACAGUUCCUGAGACGUCAAUCUGAUUUUGUUUUAAAAAAGACUUCCUGUUUCCUUAAAGUUAUAUUCUCGCUCAUAAAUGGAUUGUCUGAUGUCAAGCACCAGCAGAUGUCUACAGUGUUGGCCAUCAUUGCACAACUGGCACGUAGAUGUAACAGUUACUCUGUGUCCACUAUUGUGAAGUGUGGCCUCCAGGGGGAGACACCACGGGCAAGUGGUCACACACGGUAGCUGUGCAGACACCUUC